Molecule: messenger RNA, 2036 nt
Organism: Erigeron canadensis
Lineage: Eukaryota; Viridiplantae; Streptophyta; Magnoliopsida; Asterales; Asteraceae
Exons: 14
Coding region: 143-1543 (466 amino acids)
Molecular function (GO): LPPG:FO 2-phospho-L-lactate transferase activity
Source: RefSeq, a predicted model, not a curated record
UAAUGCAUACAUGCUUUGUUUAGAUUUUUGAUAAUAGAAGGUAAAUGAAGAGCAGUGGUAUUUUUUUGAUUGAAAAACACAUGACGGUGAAGGAGAGCAGGAUAGAAAAUUGAAACAAGAGAAUAAUAAGGAAUCAAAUAUAAUGGUGUUGAAAAUUGGCAGCACCAUCACCACCAGUCCUCCUCCCCUUUCUAUAUUUAGCAACAAUCAACACCCUUUCUCUAUUCCAAUCCAACAACAUUCUUCUUCUUCUUCAAGAUCCCUUUUCAUGUCUUCCCUUAAUUAUAACUCUAAUAAUAUUUACAAUUCACCCCCUGCUUCUGCUGCUGCUAUUUCCUUCCAGCCUUCCAUUCUUGUUUUCUCAGGAGGGACUGCUUUUAAUGGUGUGGUUGAAGAGCUUAAGAAGUUGACUACUAGUGUUGCCCAUGUUCUUCCUGUUUCUGAUGACGGCGGAAGUACAGCUGAGAUUGUCCGUGUUUUAGGGGGUCCAGCAGUUGGAGACAUACGGUCAAGAUGCUUGCGGUUGUCUGAUCAAAGUACUUCUGAGGCUCUUGCAGUGCGGACUUUGCUUGGUUAUCGUCUCCCUCUCGAUGCACAAGCAGCCAAGUUAGAAUGGUACGGCAUUGUGGAAGGGGAACAUCUUUUAUGGAAAGAUGUUUCAAAGCCAUACCGAGAAACCAUUCGUGCCUUUCUUGCCUAUUUUCAGAAUCAGAUCCUUCGAAGAACCAAUGAGUCAUUUAGUUUUAGCAAUGGGAGCAUUGGUAACUUUUUCUUUGCAGGUGCACGUAUAUUCUUUCAGUCUCUGGAUGCUGCAAUAUUUUUGUUUUCGCGUGUUUCUCAGAUUCCAUCAGAGAGUCUGGUCCUGCCAGUGAUAUCCACCAAUGAUCGCCUUACUUUGGGGUGUGAAUUAUGGGAUGGAACGAUAAUUCGUGGUCAGAAUGAGAUAUCUCAUCCGAGUAGUGGAUCAUUGCAACUUAUAGAUAAGGUAAAUUCCUCCGCUCUACCUUCAAGAAUAAAGAGGGUUUUCUACAUGUCCAGUGAAGGAAGCAACUUAUUACACGAGGUCUUCCCCAAUGUAAAUCCAUCUGUUCUUGAACAGUUGAGAAAUGUGGAUUGCAUUGUAUAUGGCAUGGGAUCCCUCUUUACUUCCAUCUGUCCCUCUCUGGUCUUGCUAGGAGUUGGGGAAAUUAUUGCUUCAAGAUCAUGUGCAAAAGUACUUUUGUUGAAUGGUACUUCUGAUCGAGAAACUAGUGGCUUUUCAGCCUCUUGCUUUGUAACUGCCAUCACCGAUGCUCUAAAUAGAACUUAUGGUCAUCUCAACAAUCGUCUAGAAAACAACCCAAGUGAAUAUAUUAACACUAUUUUUGUGCCAAAAGGUGGUCAAGUACCUGUAGAUGUCAAAUGCUUGGCUGCCCAAGGAAUCGUUCAUGUGGUCCCCGUUGAGUCAGUGCAUGAUCCAAAAGUGGGUAUAGUUUAUGAUCCGAAAUCUUUGAUACAAGCUCUUGCUAGCUUACUAACCGCAAGCAUGAACAAGCAAAGCUAAGGGGAUAUUAUAACACCAACAAUAGCGUCACAUGAUUAGCAUUUAUGUUGGGGAUUUUCUGCAAUCUUUAGUCCCUUCAAAUUCAACUUUAGUUCAAGAAAUGGCAUAAGGUACCAAGUAAUCCAUUUCAUUAUGUAGAAGUAUGAAGUAGGAAGCUCUGAAGCUAGCAGAAUUGUCUAAAAUUUAGCUGGUGACUAUCAUAGCAUUCUCCUUGCAAGUAUUAGCUUUGUAUAUAUGUUGUGAUUCAAGUUGGCAACAUAGUCAGUUUCAAAAACUUACCAUUUGUACUUCCAGCUUAAUUUUGUAAAAAUAGAAAUACAGUGUUCUUUAGAAUCAUACAACCGUUCCAUGAAAUACAGUGUACCUGACAACUUGAGUUACUAAUACUUGGUUGUCACAUUUGCUCUCCUGUUAGGGGUUGAGUUGAUAGCUGUGCCCGAGUAUGUGAAUGGUCUUAAGCCCACUUGAAAUUAGUAACCUCCUAUUAUUAUUG